AUGCCAAAUAUGUUAGAGGAGUUUUGUUCUAAAUCACAUCCAAACAGUCUUAAAGCUGUUGAUUUACAACUUGAAUCUGAAAAAAUACAGAGAAAGGCAGCUGAAAGUGCAAGAGUAUAUUUGGAGGCUUCAUUCUCCCAGUUGAUGACACUCGCAGAAAAAGCCCUGGAUGGGAAGGAUGAAUUCAGAAGGCAUAGAGACAAUGCCCUUCACCAAAAGAACCAAAUUUGCACUUGCAGAGAGAAGGGAAAUUUUGCCAAACAAUUAGCUGAAGCUUUGAGAUUGAAAGAAGAUGCAGUUAUGCACAGAGAUUUGAGUAUUCUGGAGCUUGAAUCUGAAAGGAAAGCCAAAAUUGAUGUUGAAUCUGCAAGAGAUGAAACAUUAAAGGAAAGAGAUGAACUUAGAAGUAAAAAAGAUGAAGCUUUGCAAGAAAAGGCAAAGGUUACCAGACAAUUAGCUGAAGCUUUGAGAUUGAAAGAAGAUGCAAUAAAUCAAAGAGAUGUGAACAUGUUGAACCUCAAAUUGGAAAGGCAGGCAAGAAAGGCUGCCGAGACUGCAAGUGCAGACCUUAAAUUUGAAAGGCAGGCAAGAAAGGCUGCCGAGACUGCAAAAGCAGAUACAGAGGAUUUACUAAAGCAGAUGCAGAGCAUGAAAGCUAAGAAAAUAGAGACUCUACAGAGACAGAAAGAUGAUGCCCUAUUUCAAAAGGCAAAUGCUUGCAUAGAAAAAGAAAAGAUUGCAAAACAAUUAGAUGAGGUUUUGAGAUUGGAAGCCAAGAAAAUAAAUACUCUACAGAGACAGAGAGAUGAUGCCCUCUGUCAAAAGGAAAAUUCUUGCAGGGAAAAAGCAGAGAUUGCAAAAGAAUUAGAUGAGGCUUUGAGAUUGGAAACAACUAACGAAAGAAUAAGGAUUCUAAGGGAACAAAAUGACCUUAACCUUAAGAACCGAAAGGAUCAGAUUGUUUCAUGGAUGGUUGUGGCUUGUGACUUGAGUGUUUCUAUUACAUUUUUUACUGUUCUGUAUGCUCUGAAAAUAUAA
This is a messenger RNA of Cryptomeria japonica (Japanese cedar), 1038 nucleotides long. RefSeq lists its product as uncharacterized. The record is from RefSeq and is a predicted model, not a curated record. The transcript has a single exon. Bases 1 to 1038 code for a protein of 345 amino acids. Lineage: Eukaryota; Viridiplantae; Streptophyta; Pinopsida; Cupressales; Cupressaceae.